AAGUGUUCCGAUUGGACUGGUCUUCGUCACCGAGCGUUACCAUCUAGAACCAAUCUAGGAAAGUUCUCGAAUAUUGUAAUAAUUAGUUUGUUGUUUGGGUAGCCUACUGGUUUGUACAAAUAAUAUAUGAUGUCGGAAGAAAAUAAGAAGAAGGCAGAAGAGCUAAAGAUGAAAGGUAACAAAUGUCUGGAAAGUGGUGAUGUCGAAGAGGCUAUCAAGUUGUAUUCAGAGGCUAUCAAUCUUGACUUAAAAAACCACGUUCUGUACAGCAAUCGGUCAGCGGCUCUCACCAAGUGUGGUAAAUACCUGGAGGCGCUAGGAGAUGCUGACCAGACGAUCAAGUUAAAGUCAGACUGGUGCAAGGGCUACUCCCGUAAAGGUGCAGCAUUGUCUUAUAUGAAUCGGUUUGAUGAGGCUGCUGAGGUCUACAAGGAAGGUUUGAAGCUUGAUCCCGAAAACAAGCAACUGAAAGAUGGACUUAAAGAGGCCAGCAACAACCUUACAGGUCCAGGUAAAAGUCAGCCAAUGAUGAAUCCAUUUGCUGAUCCCAAUCUCAUGGCUAGGCUCGAAGCUCAUCCAAAAACUCGCGAGUUUCUCAAGCAGCCGGAUUACAGGAUGAUGAUCCAGCUGAUGCAGCAAAGUCCCGGAGGACUUCAGAACAUGCAAGAUCCUCGGAUCAUGACCACACUUGGAAUUUUACUUGGACUGGAAUUUGAUGAGAAAGCAACAGAGGAGAAAAGAGAACACUCAAGCAGUAAUGAUUCCAUGGCGAAUGACAAACCUACAACAAAUGGAACUACAUCAUCUUCUUCGUCAACAUCAUCAUCAGCAUCGUCACUGACAUCUGACCAGAAAGAGGCUUUAGAGGAAAAGGAAAAAGGAAAUGCUGCAUACAAGAAGAAAAAUUUUGAAGAAGCACUCCAGUGUUACAACAGAGCUUUUGAGCUUGAUCCCACUAACAUCACACUUCUGACCAAUAAAGCAGCUGUGUAUUUUGAACAAGGGGAAUAUGACAAGUGUAUUGAAGAAUGUGAAAAGGCUGUAGAAUUUGGCCGAGAACAAAGAUCAGAUUUCAAAUUGAUUGCCAAAGCUCUUGCACGUAUUGGAAAUGCAUAUUUGAAAAAAGAUGAUCUACAUAAAGCAAAAAUAUAUUAUGAUAAAUCCUUAUCAGAACACAGAAUUCCAGAAAUGGUGAAGAAAUCUAAUGAGUUGGAAAAGGAAAUCAAAGAAAAAGAAAGAUUAGCAAUGGUUAAUCCAGAACUAUCAUUACAAGAAAAACAGAAGGGAAAUGAGUUAUAUCAGCACGGGAAGUAUCCUGAAGCUGCAAAAUGUUACACUGAAGCAAUUAAAAGGAAUCCUGAUGAUCCUAAACUUUACAGCAACCGUGCAGCCUGUUAUACCAAACUGAUGGAGUUCGAACUAGCACUAAGGGAUUGUGAUACGUGCAUAAGACUUGAUCCUACAUUCAUUAAAGGUUACUUACGGAAAGGAGCCAGUCUUCUUGCUAUGAAAGAAACGACUAAAGCUGCAGUAGCCUUCCAGAAAGCUCUCGAUCUUGAUGCCAGUUGUCAGGAAGCGAUUGACGGUUACAGAAAGGCAAUGCUGGCUGAGAACAGUGACCCUGACGCGGUACGGAAGCGAGCGAUGGCUGACCCUGAAGUACAGCAGAUUCUUCAAGACCCGGCCAUGAACAUGAUCUUACAGCAGAUGACCAAGGACCCCGACGCUGUUAGAGAACAUUUGAAGAAUCCUGCUGUUGCAGCCAAAAUACAAAAGUUGAUGGAAGUGGGAAUUAUUGCAAUUCACUGACGAAAUGACAAAUCUUGAAAAAAAAAAAAAAAAUUCUCAAUCACAAUACUUCACGGCGAAGACAUUCAUUCAUCCAUUCAUUUUUCUGUGACUGAUAUGUUUUUGUGAAAAUACAAAUAAUAAUAAUGAUAACCAAACCACAUUAAUGUGGCUCUUUGCUUGUUUGUUAAUUAAAAUUGAUAAUAAUAAUAUAUAGCAGGAACUAAAACUAGAAAGUCAUUCUUUGCCCAUUUUAUGCUCUCUAGUUGUGUAGUCUUUUUGAGUCUAAAUUGACAGAUUAUUAAGUUUGUUUAUAGGCGAGGCAGAAGUAUAUAACUGGAAACUAUUACAAUGCUGUUUUGAUGACAAUAUAGCGAUGGUCAUUUAUUUAUUAGACCAUGGUGAACAAAUUCAAAAGGGAAUGCUUAACAAAUCUCCAUAACGGGCAAUUGAUGCAGGUUACUCUUCUAAAUCUAAAGAAAGGGAAGUGGUUCUUGUUUUUUUAUUAACCAAAUAGUAACAAAAUUAUUUCUGCAUAGAAUAUGAAAUAAAGUUUAUAUAUGUCCAGAAUCAAGACUAGCAUCAUGCUAAAUUGUCUUCAAAAUAUUUUUUUUAAAUUCAGACAAUCCACUGAAGAAAAAAAAAUUGUAAUUUUGAACAAUACAACAGUCCUUUAUUGUUCAUAACUAGUGUAAAGGUCAUUCCAUCCCAAAAAGUUAUAUCUUUGAGCAGUGACAGACAUUUUUGAAAUUUAUGUAGUCAUAUCUUGACAAUGCAUAUAGUGGUUGCAGGAUACAACCUUGAUAGCUUUAGACAUUAUUAACACCGGGGUGGAAGAGAUGUAUUUGUGAAGGGAAAGGGUGUUUGUUAAAGAGUUACAUAAUGUUUUCAAAACAAUAGCAUUUUUAUUCAUAAAUUAUAAUGCAGUCACACAUGGCCAUUUAUUUCCUUAAUGAAUUUUUAAAAAUGUUAUUUUUGUCAUAAAACAAUUAGUUUUUUCACAAACAAUCCAAUAAUGUUGGUCGUUUUGGGUUAGUUUGACAGGUCAGGGGAUAGAGGGAGGUGUAGGGGAUAGAGGGAGGUGUAGGGGAUAGAGGGAGGUGUAGUCUUUGUGUUACAGGUUACCAGUCAUCAUGUGUGAAGGUAGUAAUAAAAUGCCAGAUUUUGCAUUAUAUAAUUGUUGAACAGCCCCCAGUGGUAUUUGUUGUGUUGUACAUUAAUUGUUAACUACACCUGUGUGAUCACAUACUGAAGUUUAAACAUAUUUCCAGCUUUUAAAAAUUAAACUUGUAACAAACUGC
Gigantopelta aegis is the source of this 3089-nucleotide messenger RNA. RefSeq names its product stress-induced-phosphoprotein 1-like. Bases 127 to 1809 code for a protein of 560 amino acids. The record is from RefSeq and is a predicted model, not a curated record. The transcript has 13 exons. Gene Ontology annotation, molecular function: Hsp90 protein binding. NCBI's taxonomy places the organism in Eukaryota, Metazoa, Mollusca, Gastropoda, Neomphalida, Peltospiridae.